AUGGCACGAGCUACCGUAAUUAGGACCAGCAAGGUGGCGCCGUGCGCAGAGGCGUUCCGGCCCAGCGUGGGACCCGUAGCGUCGAGUGUGGAGUGCGUGGUGGAGGUUCUCAUCAAGGUUCAUCUUAAGGGAGUGUCGGCUGACAUCGCCAAGUAUAUUCAAGUUGAGCCUAUAGUCUCUACGCAAGUAUUUUUCAAGCAGAGGAAGGCAGAGGAAUUCGAGAAGUCAGUGCUUCCUGCCACUACGACUUCGUUUUUUGGAACGGAGCUUCUUACCAACGAUCUCCUGUCUCCUGAAGACGAAAUUGAAUACAAGACCCUUGCGACGAAACGUGUCACUUUCUGUGACUACAUCACUGCCGAAGACGAGUGUCGUGCCAAGCUAGCUGGUGAUCUGUCAUCGAUAAAAGUAAAAAAUACAUCUCCUGGAAUUUUAAAGAAAAACGGUCUUGUGAGCUACUUGAAGUCAGACGGAAGCCAAACCGAAUCCUUUACCGUGGAAAAUGAUUCCGAAUGCGAGGUCACUCCUAGAGAAUUUAAAACAAAUGCUGUUUUGAGUGACGACGUUAUUCUUGCUGAAGAAAACAGCGUGAACUGUAUUAGUUCGUUGCCUCAACCGUAUAGUGGAAGUGAAAGCAUUUUAAUUCCUUUAAAGGAUAAUACAGCAAACAAAGUCGAGGCAGAACAACCAUUGGAACAGAAGCUGUCAGCUCACCCAACUGACCAAACUACUCAACAAAGUCCGACUGAGUGGAAGCUUCCGGAAAUUCUCCAACACGAAGUUGAAGUUUACCGGUUGAAAAACGCUACAACAGCCCAAAAUCGUCGAGUAAAUUACAAGAUGGCCACUGAAACGGAUCAAAUUGCGUUCAACUCGUCAUUAAAAGACUACUUAACAAAGGUCGGGCUUGAGGACCUGUGGGGUUACCUGAAGGUGCUUGGAUGCUUCGUGGUGGGCGACUUGCAGUAUCUCGAGCCUUCCGAGCUACUUGCCUUGCCGGUACUGGCCAGACGUCGACUGGCCACGCAUUUGGCUGCCAUCAAACUUAAACUGCCGCAAUGUAAGAAAGACGCGUCACUGAAGGAGGUGCUGCAGGAGCAAGGUUUGGACCACGCCCUUGGGUACGUAGUGGCUCUUGGUGCUGAUACCCUGGCAGACCUGCGCCUACUGACGGAGGAUGACCUCGCUCCUCUGCCGCCUCUCACCAAGAGGCGACUAGCCGUCAUCUCCGACAGGUGCACGGGCAAAGAUAAAGAUAACGGCGCUGCCCCUGACUACCUCAUGUAAAGCGAAGUGUGUCCAGCUGCUACACCAGAAACACGAAAGCUGUAGCUUCACGUCCACUGGAAAUCUGACUUCGAUUUCUGAUGGAAGAUGAGUUAAUGGAUUUUCAUUAUUCUGAUAUUAUUGCUAAAUGGAUACGGAUUGCCUACGGGCACUUUACUGACGAUGAAAAAUAUUUUUCCACUAGUGAAUGCUAUGGUUGCACUGAAUUGGUUUUUCAAUGCAAUUUCCAAUCAUUACAAUUCAAGCUUCAAACAAGCGGUAGAAGCUGCAACAUUAAAAAAAUUGUUGUGUAGCUCCAUGCAUGGUCUAAUACAUGAUCGAAUCAAAUACUUAAUCGAGGAAAUGUUGCACUCAGCAUCGUUCUCUUCAACGGGACUGAUUGAAUUUUUGCCAAACAAAUGCAAAUGUAAAUUUUGCAUUGAUUUAUAACAUUUUUUUGAAAUUUCUAUUCUAUCUUUAGUCAAUAAAUUUCUAGAUUUUUGUUCGAAUUUGAGUCUUUUAACGCAGAGCAUCUACGAAUUGAAUGAAUGCUUGCAACUUUCUUCUGCAGGGAAAGAUGUGCGCAUUCAUGCAAUAGACUUUGCCUCAGCUCAAGUGCAUUUCACUACUAAUGUAUGAGCUUUCCAGCUUCUUAUGAAGCGGUAUCUCGAAAUGUUUUACAUAUGCAUUCCUUGUGAAUUCAUUCCCGACCGAACCCUAGCAAUGGGCAAAUAUUGGCCUAGAAAAUUUUGCAGUACAAUGGCGAAAUAUCUACCCAAACAAUUUCCCAAAUGGAAAAAAUGUGUACUCUACUUGAUGCUUCAAUGACUAAAAAAAAUCUAAUCGAAGUAUAUUAGGUACUGCAUAGCAGUGACAUCUCGAUUAAAAAAAUAAUACCAAAAUGUCUCCCUGCAAAGCCAAAGAGAUGACUCGUCCUGAUGAAAUGCAUUGCAAAAGGCUAACCCGAACUUAUUCCCUCGCUCAAAGUUCAGAGGAU
Messenger RNA from Hyalella azteca, 2263 nucleotides. RefSeq lists its product as uncharacterized. The record is from RefSeq and is a predicted model, not a curated record. The transcript has 6 exons. NCBI's taxonomy places the organism in Eukaryota, Metazoa, Arthropoda, Malacostraca, Amphipoda, Hyalellidae. The coding region runs from base 1 to 1287 and encodes 428 amino acids.